Messenger RNA from Cyphomyrmex costatus, 312 nucleotides. RefSeq lists its product as uncharacterized. The record is from RefSeq and is a predicted model, not a curated record. The transcript has a single exon. Lineage: Eukaryota; Metazoa; Arthropoda; Insecta; Hymenoptera; Formicidae. Bases 1 to 312 code for a protein of 103 amino acids.
AUGAGAGAAGUGCGAUCGUUGGACGCGUGGGUGGAGGAGAAUUUGGAGGCCGCGUAUCAAAAGCAGGCUACUUAUUAUAAUCGGCAUAGGCGGAAUCGUGUUUUUAGUGUUGGCGACCUAGUGUGGAGACGGCGGAACACGCUGUCGUCUGCAGCUCAGGGGAUAGCUGCAAAAUUGGCACCAAAAUUUCAGGGACCUUUUAGAAUUACUUGUGUUGUGUCGUCGUUAGUGUAUGAACUUGUCGCUCUUGAUGGAACUGCUGCAGGAAGGGUCCACGUCAAGGACUUGAAACCGUAUAUCGCCCCGGAUUAG